AUGUUCAUGGAGAACUUUGAGCGAAUAAUACAAGACAUACCAGAAAGUGAGAAGGUCCUCGUGGGAGCUGACCUCAACGGAUAUGUAGGCAAAAGAUCAGAUGGGUACCAAAGAGUUCAUGGUGGUAAAGGGUAUAGCCAGAAGGACACAGAGGGAGAGAGAAUCCUAGAAUGUGCCGAAAGCCUCGACAUGACAGCUGUCAAUACCUUCUGCCAAAAGAGAGAUGAACAUCUCAUCACAUACAAGAGUGGGCAACAUGCCGCACAGAUUGACGACAUGAUGAUUAGAAGAGUGGACCUGAGGAGUGUCAGGCAUUGUAAGGUCAUUCCAGGAGAGGCACAGCAUAGACUCCUAUGUGUGGUGCUCAAGAUCAGACAAGAGAGGAAACAAAAGCCAAAAACACAGAAAAGGAUCAAGAUCUGGAAACUGAAAGGGGACAAGAUCAUAGAGUUUCAGGAGAGAAGCAAAGAGAGUGGUGGCCAAGGCUAA
Penaeus chinensis is the source of this 489-nucleotide messenger RNA. RefSeq lists its product as uncharacterized. Gene Ontology annotation, cellular component: nucleus. The transcript has a single exon. The record is from RefSeq and is a predicted model, not a curated record. NCBI's taxonomy places the organism in Eukaryota, Metazoa, Arthropoda, Malacostraca, Decapoda, Penaeidae. Gene Ontology annotation, biological process: chromatin remodeling. The coding region runs from base 1 to 489 and encodes 162 amino acids.